This is a messenger RNA of Drosophila ficusphila, 1853 nucleotides long. Its product is annotated as coiled-coil domain-containing protein 22 homolog. NCBI's taxonomy places the organism in Eukaryota, Metazoa, Arthropoda, Insecta, Diptera, Drosophilidae. Gene Ontology annotation, biological process: positive regulation of ubiquitin-dependent protein catabolic process. Gene Ontology annotation, molecular function: cullin family protein binding. Bases 70 to 1737 code for a protein of 555 amino acids. The transcript has a single exon. The record is from RefSeq and is a predicted model, not a curated record.
ACUGCCACAAACAGGUCACAAAAAAGAACUCUCGUAAAAUGCAAAAAUAAAUAGUAAAUAAAGCGAAUCAUGGACGAGGUGGACAAGAUAAUCAUGCACCAGCUGCACCAGGUGGACGCCGCAAUCGAGCCGACGGACGAGCUGGCCGAAUUCACUCCGGAACAGGUGGUGCGGGCCGUCUCUGGAUGUCUGGCUGAGAUCCGUCCGGAUUUGCAGCUUCCCCGGACUCUUCCCGGCGGAGCGAUGGCGCAGCGCUUUGGCGUGGCCAGUUCCCUGGCGGAAGGAUGCAAGGAUAGUGGCUACCGUGGCGACAUCGGCUACCAGACUUUUCUGUAUCCGAAUGCUGUGGAACUCCGGAGAUUGUUGAUGUUUCUUAUCGAACAACUUCCACGGGAGCGUCAAGCAACGGAUGAGGGAGUUGGCAAGUCGCAAUCUCUCAGCCACCGGCAACUCCUGCAGCGGCAGAUCCGGAAGGAGCUGACCCAGCAACUCAAGACGCCCUGGGUUCCCCAGUUUGCCCGAUCCGUGGGCAAUCGCAAAUCCCACGGCUGCAGCAGUCUGGGCAUCGAGUUCCGGCCGAACGUCAAUCUCAGCAUUCCAUCCGCCAAUCCCGAGGAGCGCAGCAAGGAGCAGCAGCAGUAUUUCGACGAGCAGGCGCCCAAUCUCUUCCAGCAAACGGCCUCCAGUUCGGUGGAUCUCAUAGCCUCGGUGCUCCACAAGAACGAGAUGGAUAGAUGGGGUCAUGUCACGCCGGAUUCAGUGCUUCCAUUUUUAAGCAGCGAAGAACCAGCAGUGCCUUUGAUUCCCACAGUAAAACCUUCUUCCGGUGCGGCGGCCGAUGAAGAGGUUUCUCCGCUCCAGGAGUUAAGCAAUCAGGUUCAGGAAUUGCGUAUACAAUGCGAAACCUUGCUAGCGGAACGGAAAAAGUAUGCUGCUUCUGUGGCAACUCUUAAGCUUCGGGAAGCCAAGGCUAACGAGGAGAUAGUUCGCAUUCAACCAAUGCUUAAAAUAAACGAGCGUACUUCCUUGGUGCUGGCAGAUUCUGAGGAGAACCUGGCUAAGCUGGAGGCCCUACUGAAAGCCACCCAAAACAAAAGGCAAACGCUCACCCAGCAGUGGCAGGAUUACAGGAAACCGCUGCUGGAAAACCUAGAGACACUUAAAACCGCCAAGGAGGCCCAGGAGGUCCAGGGAAUCCGAAACAGUAUCGAGCAAUUGGAGCAGGAGCUGCAGGCCAAGACACAACAGCACAACGAACUGAAUGCCACGCUGCGGAACGCCAGUCAGAACUUGGCUCCACGCAAGGAAUACACUCGCCGGAUACACGAAUUCAUUGGGAACAUUCGCAAGCAACGAGAGGAUAUCUACAAGGUUCUGGACGACACGCGACAACUGCAGAAGCAACUCAACGUGGUGGGAGCUCAGCUGCAGCGACAGUUUAACUACACGGAUGAUCUACUCUUCCAGAGCGCCAAGCAUGAUCUCCAUGCCAAGAGGGCCUACAAGCUGUUGGCCCAACUGCACGCCAAUUGCAGUGAGCUGGUCGAGUGCGUCUCGCUGACGGGCAAUGUCACGAAACAGAUCCGGGAGCUAGAGGUCCAAAUCGACGGGGAGAAGCUGAAGAAUGUUCUGACCAGCUUGCAGCAAAUCACCGGCGACAUCCAGAAGUUCGAGCAGCACAUCCAGGAGCUGCAGGGCCAAAUAAAAGCCAUUGAGCAGCCGAAUGCCGGGAGUUAGUUGACCUCUUAUGCACUGGUGUCAAUUGCAAUAAACGAAUCCCAAUGCACGCCAAGCGUUCAUUUUAUUAUUAAUAAUAAUAAGAAAAUAAAUUUUACCCAAGAUAAAUUCUCAAA